CGUGAUGGAGGAACAGUAACCCGGAUGUAUAGCCGUUGGGGCGGGCGUUGCGGGGCAUGGAGUGGAAGCAGGCGUUGCGGGGCCGGCUGGCCGCCUGCACCGGCCCUAAAAAAAGUGAACAAGAGCUAAAGGAUGAAGAAAUGGAGUUGUUUACAAAAUACUACAUGGAAUGGAAAGGAGGAAGAAAAAGCGUUAAUACAUCCUACGUGAAUAUACCACGGUUUUAUUACAGGCUACCAGCUGAAGAUGAAGUCUUACUGCAGAAAUUAAGAGAAGAAUCUAGAGCAGUCUUUCUACAGAGAAAAAGUAGAGAGCUGUUAGAUAAUGAAGAGCUGCAGAAUUUGUGGUUUCUGCUGGACAAACAUCAGACACCACCUAUGAUUGGGGAGGAAGCAAUGAUCAAUUAUGAGAGCUUCUUGAAAGUUGGUGAGAAAGCUGGACCCAAGUGCAAGCAGUUCUUUACAGCGAAAGUUUUUGCUAAAUUACUCCACAAUGAUCCCUAUGGAAGGAUAUCUAUCAUGCAGUUCUUCAAUUAUGUGAUGAGAAAAGUAUGGCUUCACCAGACAAGAAUAGGCCUCAGUUUAUAUGAUGUGGCAGGACAGGGUUACCUCAGAGAAUCGGAUUUAGAAAAUUAUAUUUUGGAACUUAUCCCUACGUUGCCACAGUUGGAUGGUUUAGAAAAAUCAUUUUACUCGUUCUAUGUCUGCACUGCGGUUAGAAAGUUCUUCUUCUUUUUAGACCCUCUCAGAACGGGCAAGAUAAAGAUACAAGAUAUUUUAGCUUGCAGCUUUCUGGAUGACUUAUUGGAGUUAAGGGAUGAAGAACUUUCUAAAGAAAGUCAAGAAACAAAUUGGUUUUCUGCUCCGUCCGCAUUGAGGGUUUAUGGCCAGUAUUUAAAUCUUGACAAAGAUCACAAUGGUAUGCUCAGCAAAGAGGAACUGUCCCGCUAUGGAACAGGGACUCUAACCAACAUAUUUUUAGAUCGUGUCUUCCAGGAAUGUCUGACUUAUGAUGGAGAAAUGGACUAUAAGACCUACCUGGACUUUGUGCUUGCAUUAGAAAACAGAAAGGAACCUGCAGCUCUACAAUAUAUUUUCAAACUGCUUGAUAUAGAGAACAAAGGAUACCUGAAUGUUUUUUCCCUGAAUUAUUUCUUUAGGGCUAUUCAGGAACAAAUGAAAAUCCAUGGACAAGAACCAGUUUCUUUUCAAGAUGUCAAGGAUGAAAUCUUUGAUAUGGUGAAGCCCAAGGAUCCGUACAAGAUCUCCCUUCAAGACUUAAUCAACAGUAGUCAAGGAGACACUGUUACCAGCAUUCUAAUUGAUCUGAAUGGCUUCUGGACCUAUGAGAACAGAGAGGUUCUUGUAGCAAGUGAUAAUGACACUACUACAGAUAUUGACGAUACAUAACAGGAAUACACAGUACUCAUGGAGAUGUGCCUAAAUGUGCACAAACUCUGAAGCUGCAGGCCUAUUCAUUAUCCAAAUAAGACACUUACAUCUUCCCCCAGAUGGGUGGUAUUAAAACUUUGUAUAGGGGUUGUCAAAUUGAUAAAUGGCGAAGCCAAAAUAGCAACAGUGGUUUGAUUUUAGUAAGCUGAAGAGAUUGUUUGGAAUCUUUCUUCAACCUACAGUAGCAAGUAACAUUUCUCUUUCAACAUUUUGUUCUAGGAUGUAUAUUAAAACCUGCAGAAUAUUAAGGAUGGGAUUUCCAAAAAUGCCCAGUGUUAGCCUGUUUCUGCUACUGCUGAAGUCAGUAGGAAUCUUGGGAUUGGUCUAACUCUGCUGUAUUUGAUGUCAGAGUUUUUAAAUCGGUCACAUGUAGUGUUCACUAGCAACUAUGUAUGCAAUGUGUAUUGUUUCCUCUCCCCACGUUAUUCAACUAUAGAUGAAGGUUUUGUAUAAAUAAAAAAAUUGAAUUUUUAUUUUA
This is a messenger RNA of Malaclemys terrapin pileata, 1929 nucleotides long. RefSeq names its product protein phosphatase 2 regulatory subunit B''gamma (gene PPP2R3C). Bases 57 to 1409 code for a protein of 450 amino acids. Gene Ontology annotation, cellular component: spindle; centrosome. The transcript is spliced from 13 exons. NCBI's taxonomy places the organism in Eukaryota, Metazoa, Chordata, Testudines, Emydidae. Gene Ontology annotation, biological process: T cell homeostasis; B cell homeostasis; regulation of dephosphorylation. The record is from RefSeq and is a predicted model, not a curated record.